This is a messenger RNA of Cavenderia fasciculata, 1515 nucleotides long. It is a transcript of the gene hisS, whose product is annotated as histidine-tRNA ligase. Gene Ontology annotation, cellular component: mitochondrion; cytoplasm. NCBI's taxonomy places the organism in Eukaryota, Evosea, Eumycetozoa, Acytosteliales, Cavenderiaceae. The transcript has 2 exons. Bases 1 to 1515 code for a protein of 504 amino acids. Gene Ontology annotation, molecular function: ATP binding; histidine-tRNA ligase activity. The record is from RefSeq and is a predicted model, not a curated record. Gene Ontology annotation, biological process: mitochondrial translation; histidyl-tRNA aminoacylation.
AUGUCGACUAGUACUACAGAUAACAAGAGUGUUGAGGAUACAACCCAACAAUUAGAAGGGUUAACAACCACUACUACUACUGCUACUGCCAAGCCAGCAGCUGCAGCAGUACCAGAAAAGAAACACAAAGAAAAGAAAGAGUCAAAGAAGAAGUUUGUAUUAAAGACACCAAAGGGAACACAAGAUUACACUCCUCCACAAAUGGCUAUUCGUGAAGAGUUGUUUAAUAACAUUAAAUCAUGUUUCAAGAAACAUGGUGCUGUCACUAUCGAAACUCCCGUCUUUGAAUUAAAGGAUACAUUAACAGGAAAAUAUGGAGAAGAUUCAAAGUUGAUUUAUGAUUUACAAGAUCAAGGAGGAGAGAUUUGUUCAUUGCGUUAUGAUUUGACUGUACCAUUUGCAAGAUAUGUAGCAAUGCAUGGUAUUCGUUCGAUCAAGAGAUAUCACAUUGCACGUGUCUAUCGUCGUGAUAACCCUGUUAUGACCAAGGGUCGUUUUAGAGAGUUUUAUCAAUGCGACUUUGAUAUUGCCGGCGAGUACGAUUUGAUGGUGCCAGACGCCGAGUGUGUCAUGUUGAUGUGCGAGAUUCUCGAGUCGGUCAAGGUCGGCAACUUUGUCAUCAAGUUGAACCACCGCAAGCUGCUCGAUGCCAUCUUUGCCAUCUGCGGUGUACCAGCCGACAAGUUUAGAACGAUCUGCUCGGCAGUCGACAAACUCGACAAGAUGUCAUGGGAGUUGGUCCGCAAGGAGAUGGUCGAAGAGAAGGGUUUGGACGGCGAGGUAGCCGACCGCAUUGAAAAGUUUGUCAAGUUGAAUGGACACCCACGUACUUUGAUGGCCCAAAUCCGUGCUGAAAAGCUAUGUGACGGUCACAAGGACGCUAUUGCCACACUCGACCAACUCGACGUCCUCUUUACCUAUCUCGAGGCUAUGGGAUGUCUCGAUCGUGUCAGCUUUGAUCUCAGUCUUGCUCGUGGACUCGAUUAUUACACUGGUAUCAUUUACGAGGCCAUCAUUACCGAGUCGGACAGAGGCAGUGUCGCUGCAGGCGGUCGUUACGACGGUCUCGUCGGUAUGUACGGAAACACCGAGGUGCCAUCGGUCGGCUUUAGCAUUGGCGUCGAGCGUCUCUUCUCAAUCCUCGAAGAAGAGGCCGCCAAAAAGAAGAUCAAGAUCCGUCAGAACCAGACCGAGGUCUAUGUCUGCCAGAUGGAUCGUGACAUCAACAUUACCGAGCGUCUCAAGAUCAUCGCCGAGCUUUGGAAGGCCGGUAUCAACACCGAGUACAUGUACAGAGCCACCCCCCAACCCAAGAAACAAAUCGAAGCCGCCUCUGACGCCCAAGUCCCCGUCAUGGUACUCAUUGGCAAGACCGAGCUUGAAACCAACUCUGUCGCCGUCAAAAACAUGGCCACCAAGCAACAAGAAGUCGUCGAACGUAGUCAACUCGUUGCAAAGGUUCAAGAAAUUUUAAAAUCAAUCGAUCAAAGUCAAAUCUCUAAUUUAUUCAAGUAA